This is a messenger RNA of Pyrenophora tritici-repentis Pt-1C-BFP, 3039 nucleotides long. NCBI's taxonomy places the organism in Eukaryota, Fungi, Ascomycota, Dothideomycetes, Pleosporales, Pleosporaceae. The record is from RefSeq and is a predicted model, not a curated record.
AUGGCUUCCCCUGUAUUCACUGUAGCUGCUGGCCUUGGCCUCGACAUGUCCGCUGCCGACGCUAUGGAGCUGCAAUCCGAUGACGGCGGAAUCGACUUCAUAGACGGCGACAUAGAGUUGGACUUUGAGCCCGAGACUUCCCUUGCACAAGAUGACGAUGUAUCCCUUGACGAUGCUGCUUCAGCAACCGGGGAGAUGCAAGAUGAACAUACUGAAAAUGACGACUACAUGGUCGAUCAAGAAGAUCUAAUCGAAGAAGAUGAGAUAAACCCAGAUGAUGACGGUGGUGUAGACAUCGAUCUACCCGCUGUGGACGAUGCCAUAACUGAGGCUGCAACCCAACCGACUACUACCAACGGCGAUGAAGACGACGAGUUGCUCGACUACACCGAAGACGAAGAGUACCACAAUCCCGCGAAUCGUUCACCGUGGUUCAAGAACAAGCAAUGGGAGCAUAUUAAAGAUGAAGAAGCUGAUGUACCCGUCGAACAGCAGAACGAGACAACCGUAUGGCAACAGCAAGAAGACAUGAUACAGGCUCAAGACUCCACUGAACAGCAUCCGACCGAACAGCAAGACGAGACGCCCGCGUUCCAACCACAUGACUGGACUCAAGCUCAGAAUGACCAGACUCAGGAUGCCAUCGAACAGCAAGAUGAGACUGCGUUCCAAGAAGAUGACUGGACCGAAGCUCAGAAUGACCAGGCUCAGGAUAUCACUGAACAGCAAGAAGAAACGUCAGCUGAGUGGCAACAGGAGUCCACCGAGCAGCAAGAGGAAACAUCGGCUGAGUGGCAACAGGAGUCCACCGAACAGCAAGAGCAAACGCCGGCUGAGUGGCAACAAGAGUGGACGCAAGCCUACGAUGAGCAAACUGAGGACGUGGCUGGACAACAAGAGGACGUAUCCUCUGAGUGGCAACAAGGAGACUGGACGCAAGGUCAAGAUGAGCAAGCCGAAGACCCAGACCAACAGCAAGACGAAAUACCCGCUGACCUGCAAGCCAUGAUGUCUCAGUCCUCAAACAAGAAGUCACAGAGCCCACAACCACACAGUCAGAACGUAGAAGAUCACGGUUCGAAUGAACAACAAGCUGAUCAGCAUGAGCAUGAAGAUGAAGAUGGAUAUCGGCCGCAGUCGGUCAAUCAGAACGAAGACAAUCAGAGCAGUGGUGAUUAUGAUGGUGUCUCGUUGCAAGGUCAGAAAGAAUUUGCAGAUGGAGAGACUGCUCACGAAGAACCAGCGCAGAGCUAUCAUCAUGAUGAGUCUGCUGAACACAACGAGUCUCAAGACCAAGAGCCAUUCGCGAUGCCGUCCGUAACUAUCAAUUACGAAGACAACGAACUAUGGCUCUUCAAGCAACAUGAUUUCGACAACAGUGGAGAUUGGCUCAUUGAAGACGUUUCGCUCGCCAAGGCAAGCAUGUCUGAUCUCAUGCGCGCAUGCCGCUACUCUAUUGGCGAUGACGUGUCAAACGAGAUGGAGAUUGGAUUUCGGUUCGAUCACUUCUUGAACAUGGAGCUUUACGAAGACAACACGGCGUGCGUUGCAGUGUCACUUGAGCGUCUUGUGAACUACUACCACACGCUGUAUGCAAAUGACGGCAACAACGAGCCAGAAUCCUUCUACAUCACACUCCUGUUCCGUCCCCGUUUUGCGACCUUGCUCUCGGAUAUCGCCAAAUUCGCGGAUCAGGGUCUAGGUUAUUCUGCUUUUGAUGCCGCGGUAGCUGCAGGCGAGACGCAUUUCAGUGCUGGUGUUGCGGGUACUUCGAGUACCGAACCUACAGAGUGGGACAAAGAAGAUGAAGAGAAAGGAGAUGGCGAAGAGCAGGAGCAUGUGCAGAGUGAAGUCCAAUCAGAUGCGCAUCAUGAUGAGCGUGACCAGGGUGAAGGAGACGACACGCAAGAAACUUAUGGGGAUGAUGCUGCUGAGGUUUACGAGACAGAAGAGGUCCCCACUAACGUUGCGUCUCAUGACGAGCAUGGAUCACACCAUGAAGAAGAGCACGAACCGGAGAUUACUAUCUCUACUGACAUGCCCACAAACCCAAGCGAGACAGCAGCUCAGCCUGAGCGAGAGAGGUCGCGGUCAGCUGCACCGACUGAAGCCGAGUUGGAAGCCCGUCGUUUGAAGGAUGAGGCUGAUCUCAUCGACUACAGCGAUGAAGAGGAUGAGGAACCUGCACCUGUCAAGGGAGUGGAACAGGCGCCUGCUACCCAGCUGACGCCGUCGUCUACAACUGUACGAGGUGAUGAGUCUGGCAAUGCACAUGGACAAGAAUCUGCCGCAGAGUCACCUCGACUCAAUGAGCAGACUAGUCAAGACCAGGAUAAGAUCGAUUUUGACACUGCAGACGAGCCGCCUGCGGAGACCCAACAGAGUGAGCCAGAAGGCGAGAAUGUCGACGAGCUCUCGUACGAGGACUUUGUAAAGGCUUUCGAAGCAGACGACUCUGACCCGGAAUUCGACGUCGAAGAGGCCGGUAAUGACGGCGCAGACGUAGAGUAUGACGGCGAUGCUAACCAAGCCGACGCCGACUACGACCAGUAUCAGGACCCGGACCAAGAAGCUGAGCAAGGCUUGAUGAACGGAGACGGAUCCGUACUUGAGUUCGACUAUUCUGGUAAUACCACAGUAGACAACAAUGAUUUCACCAACACGGACGACUUCUUAGAUUUAGACAAUGGCGCCGAAUGGGCGGCCUACGACGAGUCAGGCCAAGGCAAUGCAGAACUUGCGACGAUUGGACAAGACGACGCUGGUACCGUAGACGAAGAGGACGGUGUGGCUGGCAAGACUGAGAGCGCAUCGGCUGCAGAGCCUCAGACGGCCUCGUCUGUCGACGCCAACGAAGUGUCCCCGCAGGGACAAAAGCGGACUAUCGACGAGGCUGGGCAUGGAGCGGAUGCCGCGACCAACGCUACAGGUGGGCCCACUUGCUUUACGUCAAGCGCCCUAGGGUGUGAAGAUGCGACCACCAUACAGCCCGCGUUGCCCGACGACGAAGUUGUGGAGGACCAUGUCUAUCACAGGUAA